Molecule: messenger RNA, 5521 nt
Organism: Peromyscus californicus insignis
Lineage: Eukaryota; Metazoa; Chordata; Mammalia; Rodentia; Cricetidae
Gene: Dusp29
Product: dual specificity phosphatase 29
Exons: 3
Coding region: 1-651 (216 amino acids)
Biological process (GO): protein dephosphorylation; negative regulation of MAPK cascade
Cellular component (GO): cytoplasm
Molecular function (GO): MAP kinase phosphatase activity; protein tyrosine/serine/threonine phosphatase activity
Source: RefSeq, a predicted model, not a curated record
AUGGCAUCAGGAGAUACAAAGACAAGCCUCAAGGAUGCCUACCCCUCUGCCAGGAGGCUGUCCCUGCAGGAGGAGGAGGAGGGAGAGGUUGAGGACUACUGCACCCCUGGACCCUUCGAGCUGGAGCGCCUCUUCUGGAAGGGCAGCCCCCAGUACACACACGUCAACGAGGUCUGGCCCAGACUCCACAUUGGUGAUGAGGCCACAGCGCUGGACCGCUACGGGCUGCAGAAGGCGGGCUUCACGCACGUGCUGAACGCCGCGCACGGCCGCUGGAACGUGGACACCGGGCCAGACUACUACCGCGACAUGGCCAUCGAGUACCACGGCGUCGAGGCCGACGACGUGCCCACCUUCGACCUCAGCGUCUUCUUCCACUCGGCUGCCGCCUUCAUCGACUCCGCUCUCCGAGACGACCACAGUAAGAUCCUGGUUCACUGUGCCAUGGGCCGAAGCCGGUCGGCAACCCUGGUCCUGGCCUACCUGAUGAUCCACAAGAACAUGACCUUGGUGGACGCCAUCCAACAGGUGGCUAAGAACCGCUGUGUCCUGCCCAACCGGGGCUUCCUGAAGCAGCUCCGGGAGCUGGACAAGCAACUGGUGAAGCAGCGGCGACAGGCUGGGCCAGGGGACAGCGAGCUGGGGAGGUAGGGGGCCCGCCCCAGGGAGGAUCGGGGACCCUGGCGCCCAGAGCGGAGGAAGGCUGACGGACGGGUGUCUGCACGGAGGCUUUGUCGGUCAUGGAGAUGGGACAGUGAAAUUAAAAGGCUGGGUACAGGGAGGAUGCCCAGCUGUCUCCUCCAAGUCUAGUUCUCCAUCUCACGGUGGGCCAGGCCGGCUGCAGGGGGACCUGGGUUCCGAUGAGUACCACUGUGGUCUCCCGUCCUUUACGUUGGAAGCAUUGGAAGCAGAGAGGUUUUGUUUUUUUUUUUUUAAAUGUGUGGGCAUUGUGUUGUGAUUAAAUGUUUGGCUCUGAAAGAAAAAAAAAUCACAUUCUUAUAAAAAAAUAACUUAAAAUAGAACUUGAUUUUUUUAACCACAAGCUGUGUUACAAGACGGGCUUUACCACUUAUGAGGAGCCUCAGAGCACCCAUGUUUCUUUGUCCAUGGUGGGGUGUGUGUGUGUGUGUGUGUGUGUGUGUGUGUGUGUGUGUAUGUGUGUAUAAGGGGUGGCAUGGAGUCCCUUCCUUACAUCACAGCCAGAGCUGUCACCACCCAAAUGAGCUGUGGUCAAUUUGGACAAGGAAGCGUGUAACCUCACAAUUUGGGAGAAAGAGAGACACAGGAGACACUUAAUUUGAGGGGACCUGAAUGCCUCUUUCCUUUUAGCUCCAGGAAGGGCACAAUGGUGGUUCGUUUUCACUCACACCCUGAACUAUUUGCAAAUGUCUGGCUUGCAUGGAACUGGAGGGCAGGGCAGCCAGGUGAGCACAGAUGUGAGCUGGCCUCUCUUGAGAGUGAAGUCAGCACCACCAGGGUCAUUCUUCACUCAAGGAAACAGCAGCAGCACAGUAGUGUGGUGGCUUCCAGAAGCAGGAGCCCGGAAAAGAUGGAACCUAGAGAGAGACCAGCGGUGGAGUACCACCAAUGAUGGUGUCCUGGAGAGAGCAGAGAGGGCCUGAGGCCUUGGGGGAACGGCGGGAAGGAGCCCAUGCUUCCUUCCAGUGUGAACUAGAGGGUCCAAGAGGAUGCUCUUGCUGGAGGGAUGCUGAAGUCCAGGGAAGCUGGGUAAAUGUCACUGUGACAUCCGGGGGAGCUGUCUUGCUUUCGUGCCACUUGUAGUUUGGGACCUUGUGGUUAGACUGGUCUCCUGGGACUCUCACGAGAAUGCUCUGGGUGUCACCUUUGUUCAGGAGGAGGCUGGGUCCUCAUCUUAACAUAGGCAUGGGAGGAGAUUACCUCAAGACUCCCUUACAGUUACAAUAUUGGCCUUGUAAUAAAACAAACAAACAAACAAACAAAAAACCCAAAACAUUGUUGAAAAGUUGAAACCAAACACACACAGUCACCUGGUCUUGCCAGGCGGCAAGCCUGAAGUGGAGACGGUGCUAAGCUGAGAUGCCUGGCUGGAUGAACCCCAAGUCAUGACUGUGAGGGAAAGCACACUGGAGUAGCACACCUACCAAGGCCAGACUUGCUUGAGGACUCAAUUUGGUGUCCUGGGAGCCACAGGCUCUUGGGAGAGGGACCUGGGGUCAGAGUAGUCCCUACGUGGGCUUUUCGUCAGAGCAUCCUGAUGACCCCUUCUGAACUCAGUUCUCUAUUAGUCUUAGCCAUUCAGUGUCCAGACAAGUCAGUAUUUCUAUUUUCACGAUGCACUUGCGUUGUGAACUCAUAUGCAGGAGACGUAGGACGUACAUAGUUCCAUUGAGGUUUUCUUGAGCCACUGACCCUGUACUUCCUCUCUGUGGAGUACCCCAUAGCCCACCUCUCUGUGGAGUAGAGUCCUGUCGAAGCAGAGAACCUAAUGUUGCAUGCCUGCACUCUUCCUGGUGACUCCUGGGACUUAGAGGUAAGAGAAAGGAGGAACGGAAAUGUUAGUAACAGCGUUUAAAGACCUCAUAAGCAAUGUUUGCACUCAGUUAAAUAGCAUUAUUGAGACUUAGCACAUUCCCAAACCCGGGUUAAGGGGCCAAAUUAAAACAUGCAGAUGGCACUAAAAGGCAGUGUGGGACAUGGGGGAUGAGGUAACCGGUGGAGAAGCCCACUCUGGAUGAGUUAGUAUGGUGUUGGGAAAGAAUAUACCUCCAAGUGUGCAGUGAAACAGAGAGGAACUGGUCAAGGCCGUUUCUUAUCACAAAAAGUGUGUCUCAACCCAAAUGGGGUUGGCAAGCAGCACAGAUGGCCAAGGUGGACUCCAUCUUUUAUCCUUAAUUCAAGUGGGAGCUUGGCUUCCUCGCUGGCUGAGGUUCAGCCUCCUAGUCUACCCUGGACUGGCUAAUUUGGAAAGAGGAAAAUGGUUAAGUUCCAGGAAUGUAAUAAGUUUUACAAGGUAAAGGAGAUGAAAAGAAUCUGAAUAAAAGUUUUACAAGGUGGGGUAGGUAACUCGGGGAAUAUUGGCUCUUGGUGGGCUAGCCACCUUUGAUAGAAAAAAAAAAACCAACCCAUUUCUCACAGGGAAACCUUUAUUGAAGGGAGGAGGGUCUUGGGACAGCAGCUCACUGUGUAGCCCAGGUUGGCUUUGAAUUCACGACCUCAGCUGGAGAGUUGGCUCAGCAACUCACACGGUGGCUCACAACUGUCUGUAACUCCAGUUCCAGGGCAUCCGAUGGCUCUUCUGGCCUCCAUGAGCACCAAGCACACAUACACAGUACAGGAAAAAUACCUGUAUUAAAAAAAAGAAAAAAAGAAAAAAGAAAGAAACAUUCCAAAAAGAACCCACCGCCCUCUCUCCCAGCAGGAGGGGGAAUCUCACCGAGGACACAAGAGGAGCUUGUCCUUGGAGGGCACCUUCCAAAGGGGUAGGAGAUUCUAGAAUUUGAUUCGGAACACUGAUGACUGCGGGGAAAUACAAUUCUGGGAGUCUUCUGUCAUCACACUGGAUGAGAUAAAGAGGAAGAAAAGAUGCCCCCGAGCCCAGGGCUUGCAGAACGGUUCUGGGUGGAGGAGGAAGAGGCAGGAAAACCAUCCCAGAAAGCGAUGGCAGGAGCCUGCUCCAUGGCAGAUCCCCGACGCUAACGGCUGGGCAAGGCUUGCUCUCGAUAAAGGAACCUGCAUCUACAGAGCCGAUUUGACAUCAUCAGGUGAUUGACCAUCCGCUGGGCCUUCACAUCAGAGGUGACAAAUCUGGGCCUUUUCAGACUAGUGUUUCCGAAAGCUGAUUCAGUCCUCUGGGUACAUUGCAGCUUAAAAUUUCCGGCUGAGUUGGGGGCAAUUAACUUUUUGUUUUUUUCUACCUCCUGACCAAUGGGUGUGGGUUAUGUAGGAGGACCGUUGACAAGGGCUGAGUCAUCAUUUCUCAUGUUGGCAAGCAGGGCCUGUAGACCUGAGCUACUUAAGUGAAGUUGGCAUCAGAUGACCACUCUUACAAAGCAAACGCUGUUGGUCUUAAAGAUGUGGGCAAUGAGUGGAUGGAUACCAACCUAAGCGCAGUUGUAUUGUUAUGAUGGAUCUAAGCCAUAUCCCAGGAUUUGUGGGGUGGCUUUUCCAGUGAGGCCCCAGCCAACUCAGCUGGACAGUUCUUUCCCAACACAGCUUGUUUCCUUAGGGGAUAUUUGGACUCUGCUGUUCUGAGGCAUGGGUGUGGAACAGUGAUUAGGAACUGAUCCAUAAAGCUCCUUUGGACUGUGAAGCGAGAGAGCAAGAGGUGGAGCAUUGGGACCCAGACUUCCUACAACCCAAAGGUAUGUUAACAGGCUAUACUCAAAGGGAAAGGGGGUGUCUGGGCCCCCAGACUCUAAACAAAAGGCACUAAAUUAGCACAUAAAUGUUUCAAAGAGGGGCUUGGAGGGUGUCUCUGUGGGGUUCCUAGACAGGGACAACAGCUUCCUGCCAGAUGUGUGGUCCAUUGCCCUGCCGGGACCCUCAGCCACUCCUAACCUGCUCUCACGACUGGUUCAGACAAACUGCACACAAUCACCUGCUUCUCAGAAGAUAGCAUGUUUUCCUUCCCCAAGAAUUAUAUUCUGCACCCCGCUUUGCUUUACCAGCCCGUGCAGGAGGGUCUCCCUACAAGCAUUCACGCCUUCCCCACAGCUACUUCAGCUAUUAUCAUCCCACUGGCUUGGCAGGAGCUGAAGGCUCGAAGGUAAAGUGUGGAUGCCAACCCCAGCCUACACCCUAGAAGCAGGCGAUGGUGAGAACAGGAAGGCAGACCCCAGCGGGCUUCUUCUGUUGGGGUGGCCUUUUGUUCUGGCAUGUACGUACUAUCCCACCUGGUUGAGCCCCAGUUAUGGUUUGUGUCAGUGAUGUGCAGAGUUGUGAGCUCCUGUGCACAGAUGAUGCCUUGAAAACUCCGUGGGCCAGUCACACAGAGGUGCCAAGCCAUCAAAUAUUUUAACUCACAGUCAAAACUUUCUCUGAAUGCCACGCAAUGUGUAUAAACAUUCACUUUUGGGUGUGUGUGUGUGUGUUAAACUAUAAACACUAUAAGGGAACAUCCAGUCAUUCACAAGUGAGUGAAACUUUCACACUUUUUAAAAGAAAUGAACUUUGAAAUAUACCACCCCCAACUGAGUGUUUGUGACAGCAAUCUUUUAAAAAAAGCAGCUUGCUAGUGUGGUACCAGGCCCUCAGGGGUUCCUGCAGAUGGUACAAGUGAGGCAACUGGACAUCCUUGUGGGAGCUUUGGGCAAAUGAAGAUCAAAGUCAAAAGAAAAAAACAAACUCACUUUAUUUUAAAGACAAUAAUUGGCAUACAGAAGGUAUGCACUAGCAUAAAGUAAACUUUCAUGAAAAGCAUUAAAAUCCAUUAUAAAUUAAUUUAUUAAAUAGGUAUUUGGUAUAUGUGAUGGUUUUAUUAGAUAUUACUCUUAUUUAUUGCCAACCCCUCCCCCAAAGUCAAAACAAAUCAGAAAAAUCC